AUGAAGGUUCGUGAAUUGUUAACAGAAGAUGGUCGUAUUUGGGAUGCAAUGAAGGUUCGGCAGGUGCUUGGUGAGGAGUUAUGCAGCCAGGUUCUCUCUCUUCCUCUCCCAAUUCAUGAGACAAGAGAUACAACUUUCUGGAUGCAAUCAAAGAAUGGUAUAUUCUCUGUCAAAUCAUGCUAUUAUCUGGCCAGGAAAGGUGCGAUUGAGGCUAUGGAUACAAACAGCCUACACAAACUAUGGUGUAUAAUAUGGAGCUACAAAGGUCCACCAAAACUUAAACACUUCCUGUGGAAUGCGGCAAAAGGUAAUCUAGCGGUAAAGAGCCGGCUAAUGCAACGUCACAUUGUUGGUGACAGUAAGUGCCCACUCUGCGAGAAUGAGAAUGAAACUAUCCUACACGCUUUGUUUGAUUGUACCAUGGCUAAAGAAAUAUGGCUACAUAGUCAAUACAGGAGGAUAGUAGAUGAGGCGCCUGCGGAAUCUUUUGCAGAUAGAUGGGUAUGGCUUGACCAGAAGGUGCAGGGUGAUGGUAUCUACCAAAUAGCAGCUCUUAUAUGGGCUGCUUGGCGUUGCAGAAACCUGCUCCUAUUUGAAGGAGUUCGCAGCAAUCCGACAGUGCUGGCUGGGAAUCUCUGCAGAUGGGUGGCUGAUUACGGUGCUUAUGCAAAGUGCGUCUUUAAUCCUCAGAAAAGGGUGGGGAUUAAAAGUAACAGUGUGUGGCUUCCUCCCCUAAGAGGUGUACUUAAACUGAAUGUUGAUGCACAUGUAGGUAGUGCAGGUAAAGCAGCUGUUGGCGUUGUGGGCAGGAAUGAGGAUGGAACUAUUGUGUUGACUGCUACUCAAUCCAUUGUCCAGCAGUCCCCAGAGAUUGCCGAAGCCGUUGCUGUUAGAUAUGGUAUGAUCAUUGCCAGAAGGUUCGGUUUCGAAAAUAUAUGGAUCGAGUCGGAUUCCCUCAAUGUGAUUUCUUGCAUCUCGCCCAAUUCGAAGGGCCAUGCCCCAAUCUUUAAUGUUUUUGAUGAUAUUAGGAUGUGCAGAGCUGGAUUUAAUAGUUGUAUUUUCUCUCACGCUAAGCGUUGUUGCAACACUGUUGCUCACCUUAUUGCUAGGGACUUUAUAGGGGAUCAUUCAGAGCUCAUACGCUUUGAUUCUUUUCCCCAAAACAUUGUAUCUUUAGCGGAGAUGGAUCUACAAAUUUAA
Messenger RNA from Chenopodium quinoa (quinoa), 1200 nucleotides. RefSeq lists its product as uncharacterized. Bases 1 to 1200 code for a protein of 399 amino acids. Lineage: Eukaryota; Viridiplantae; Streptophyta; Magnoliopsida; Caryophyllales; Amaranthaceae. The record is from RefSeq and is a predicted model, not a curated record. The transcript has a single exon. Gene Ontology annotation, molecular function: RNA-DNA hybrid ribonuclease activity; nucleic acid binding.